Messenger RNA from Paramisgurnus dabryanus, 6113 nucleotides. It is a transcript of the gene adcy5, whose product is annotated as adenylate cyclase 5. The record is from RefSeq and is a predicted model, not a curated record. Lineage: Eukaryota; Metazoa; Chordata; Actinopteri; Cypriniformes; Cobitidae. Gene Ontology annotation, molecular function: adenylate cyclase activity. Gene Ontology annotation, biological process: cAMP biosynthetic process; intracellular signal transduction; adenylate cyclase-activating G protein-coupled receptor signaling pathway. Gene Ontology annotation, cellular component: plasma membrane.
GAUCAUACUUGGUUGAAUGGCAAUACAAAGGCAAUGAGCAGCACUAAAAGCAAUGAUAACGUUUGAUCAGUUGAAUCCGCAGGGAAAAGACGCUCGGUUCGUCCGGUGGCACAGUCGAUAAGCGACGCGAGGUGGAUUCGACGCUUUCGCGGCGUGACGAUUCAUCCUUAUCGAGCAGCCAGCGCCGAUGAUGCUGCUGCUGCUGCAUCAGGCGGCAUUGGAGAUACCUAUCUGCAAAACACGAAAGAACACUGUCCACCAAAGGACACUUAUGAGGUCAUGACUGUGUAAGUGUACGGAUCUUGACGCAAACGGCCAUGAAAGGAGCAUGGAAUUUACACCAAUCGUGAGAUCUAACAGUGUGAGCCCACCCGGCGCUGGCGCUCCUGGACUUAGGGGAGGGACGGAGCACAGAUCUGCUUGGGGCGAGUCCGAGUCCGUGGCGAACGGAUGUCCAUACUCGUCUGCCAGAUCCUCCAGCAGCAAGAAACUCAUACGGUCCAACAGUCGGUGGAGAGAAGAGGAUGACCUCGAGCGACAGCCGGGCCGAGCCACGACCACCGUCAGCCGUGUUAGCUUCAGAUCCAAGUCCGCGUGGCAAGAACAUGGAGAGGAAAGUCGCAAUAAUAACCGAUCGUCCCCGAGGUACCGAGAUGGAGAAGUGAGACCCAAAUCGGUGGAGCUGGGCUUGGAUGACCGGAGAACCAAGCCGGACGAGGAGGAGCUCGUGGCCGAAGUGAACUUUUCAAUGAUCGAGUGCUGCAACGGCGUGAUGCAGAUCUUCAAGUCCAAGAAAUUCCAGUCGGAGAAGUUGGAGAGGCUUUACCAGCGAUACUUCUUCCGACUUAACCAGAGCAGUUUGACGAUGCUGAUGGCCGUCCUGGUGCUGGUGUGCGCGGUGAUGCUGGGCUUUCACUGCGCCGGAGGAGUGUGUCGGCUUACCUAUGUGGUGGUUUUCUCCGUGGCGAUCUUGCUCAUCCUCACGUUGAUUGUGGUGUGCAACAGGAACGACUUCCACCAGGAUCACAUGUGGAUAGUUUGCUAUGUGGUCAUUCUGAUGGUGCUGGUCUUACAUGUGAUCGGCGUGCUAUUCGUGGAGCCCCGGAGCGCGUCUGAGGGCAUAUGGUGGACCGUAUUUUUCAUCCAUAUUAUAUACACUCUUCUGCCGGUCCGGAUGAGAGCUGCAGUUAUCAAUGGGAUUAUACUGUCAGCCGUACACGUGCUCGUCUCAUGGAAGUUAAACGAAAAGGACGUCUAUUUGUGGAAACAGCUUGUGUCCAAUGUCCUGAUCUUCUCCUGCACUAAUAUAGUCGGAGUGUGCACGCAUUACCCAGCGGAGGGCUCGCAGCGACAGGCUUUCCAGGAGACCAGAGAAUGUAUUCAAGCCCGACUGCACUCACAAAGAGAAAACCAGCAACAGGAACGCCUCCUUCUCUCUGUGCUUCCUCGACACGUCGCCAUGGAGAUGAAAGCCGACAUAAAUGCCAAACAGGAGGAUAUGAUGUUUCACAAGAUCUACAUUCAGAAGCAUGACAAUGUGAGUAUUCUCUUUGCUGACAUUGAGGGCUUCACCAGUCUGGCUUCCCAGUGUACUGCCCAGGAGUUAGUGAUGACCCUCAACGAGCUCUUUGCACGAUUUGACAAACUUGCUGCCGAGAAUCACUGUCUACGCAUUAAGAUCUUGGGUGACUGCUACUACUGCGUAUCUGGGUUGCCCGAGGCUCGUGCCGACCAUGCCCACUGCUGCGUAGAGAUGGGUGUUGACAUGAUCGAAGCCAUCUCGUUGGUGAGGGAAGUCACUGGUGUUAACGUCAACAUGCGCGUUGGUAUCCACAGCGGGCGAGUCCACUGUGGGGUGCUGGGAUUAAGGAAGUGGCAGUUUGAUGUCUGGUCCAACGAUGUAACCUUGGCUAAUCACAUGGAAGCCGGGGGCAAAGCAGGGCGUAUUCAUAUAACUAAGGCCACUCUCAACUACCUGAAUGGAGAUUAUGAUGUUGAACCAGGACUUGGUGGAGAGAGAAAUGUCUAUCUCAAGAAGCACAACAUUGAAACCUACCUCAUUGUGGGCUGCAGUCAGAAACGGAAAGAAGAAAAGGCCAUGAUUGCUAAAAUGAAUCGGCAACGCACCAACUCGGUUACCCACAAUAGCACUCACUGGACGGACCGACCCUUCUACAAUCACCUGGGAGGCAAUCAGGUUUCCAAGGAGAUGAAGAGGAUGGGAUUUGAAGAUCCCAAAGACAAACAUUUUAUUUACAGAAACACGCAGGAAAACCUGAACCCCGAAGAUGAGGUGGACGAGUUUCUGGGCCGUGCCAUUGACGCUCGGAGCAUCGACCGGUUGCGGUCCGAACACGUGAAGAAAUUUCUGCUGACGUUUCGUGAACCUGACCUGGAGAAAAAGUACUCUAAACAGGUGGAUACCAGAUUUGGUGCAUACGUAGCCUGUGCCUCCCUUGUCUUUUUAUUCAUCUGCUUCAUUCAGAUCGUCAUUGUACCGCAUUCUGGGCUGAUGGUUGGCUUCUAUGUGCUGUGUCUGGUCCUCCUGAUGGCUGUCAUGUUCAUCACAGCUAUUUACUCUUGUUUUGGAUUUUUCUCUAAGCCCUUGCAAACUCUGUCCAAAAGGAUUGUUCAGUCCAGACUCAACAGCACCCUGGUGGGAGUUUUUACAAUCGUCCUGGUCUUUCUCUCCGCUUUCAUUAACAUCUUUACCUGCAGUACAGAUGACCUGAAAACGUGUUUAAGUCAGGAGUUUAAUAUCAGCCCCAGUGAUGUGAACGCUUGCCAUGUCCGCAGCUCUUUCUUUAACUACACGCUCUGGUCUCAGGAAAGCCUGUGUAACAGUUCAUCACCCGCCUGCAAUUUUCCAGAGUACUUCUCAUCAUGUGUACUGCUGAGUUUACUGGCCUGCUCAGUGUUUCUGCAGGUCAGCAGUAUUGGUAAACUCAUCCUAAUGCUCUUCAUUGAACUUUUGUACGUCAUCAUCAUGGAGGUGCCAGAGGUCAGCCUGUUUGACAACGUUGACCUGCUUGUCAUGGCCAAUGCUUUUGAGUACAUCAAUGGAACAAGCUGUAUGACCGACACACGAGUUCCUCUAAAGAUUGUGACACCAGUGGUCAUCACAGUCUUUGUGUUGGCACUUUACCUUCAUGCCCAGCAGGUGGAGUCCACCGCCAGAUUGGACUUUCUGUGGAAGUUACAGGCCACAGAGGAGAAAGAGGAGAUGGAGGAACUUCAGGCCUACAACCGUCGGCUCCUUCACAACAUCCUACCCAAAGAUGUGGCCGCACACUUCCUGGCACGCGAGCGGAGAAACGACGAGCUGUACUAUCAGUCGUGUGAAUGUGUGGCUGUCAUGUUUGCUUCCAUCAGCAACUUCUCAGAAUUUUACGUGGAACUUGAGGCUAACAAUGAAGGCGUGGAGUGCUUGAGGCUACUCAACGAGAUCAUCGCCGACUUCGAUGAGAUCAUAAGUGAGGAGCAGUUUCGUCAACUAGAAAAGAUUAAGACAAUCGGUAGCACGUACAUGGCCGCAUCUGGGCUUAAUGACUCCACCUAUGAUAAGGCUGGAAGGUCGCACAUUCGAGCUCUGGCCGACUACGCCAUGCGCCUCAUGGACCAGAUGAAGUACAUCAAUGAGCACUCUUUCAAUAACUUCAAAAUGAAGAUAGGUCUCAACAUUGGUCCUGUAGUGGCUGGUGUCAUAGGCGCUCGUAAACCGCAAUAUGACAUAUGGGGGAAUACUGUUAAUGUAGCCAGCAGGAUGGACAGCACUGGGGUACCUGAGAGGAUACAGGUCACAACUGACCUCUAUCAAGUUCUCAGUUCGUACAACUACACACUGGAGUGCAGAGGGUUAGUUAAAGUGAAGGGCAAAGGCGAAAUGACGACCUACUUCCUGAACGGAGGACCCAACAGCAGCUAACACUCAGCCGCUUAAAUUCAGAAUACGGUUGAGAUGAUACAAGGAGGAGACUCCAGGGGCUGGCCAGGUUGUUGAUGGGCAUCUUCCUGGACCAAUCCGAAUAGGAUUAGUUCUGAAACAGCCCACAUCCGACCGGGAGCAUACUGCCCCAUUGCACAUUGAGACUUCCCGACAGAUUAACGGGGGUAUUUAUGAUAUGGAACAGCUCGGAUUGAUCAUCUUCAGAGACCAAAGAAAAAUAGGAAUCUCAAAGAAUACAAAGUAGAGAAUGGAGGCAGACGCACUCUCAGGUGGGGAGCAUGACGAGAUGCUUCUGAGCGUUCCUGUCCGAUUUUGGUGGAUCCAAAACUGCAUGACUACACUGAAGCCUAUAUACCUGUAAAACACAGCUGUUUUAUGUGUAUAUAGUUCGUCGGUGUACGUAAAGAGUCCUGGUCGUAAAAUCCUGUUGUGUUCAACACUAUCUAGGUGAUAUCGCAAUGAGCUAACGCUGUAGUUGGCACAAGAGCGCUACAAACCCUUUAUGGUUAUCCAAACUUUUUUGCAGCGACUGUGGUUGUUACUGGUAGGGGAGUUAAAGGUGACAGUAUUACGGUACAGUACAUUGUGUGUAGAUCACACUCCUCUAGACUGACAUAGGACACUUUUAACAGAGCAAAAUGCCCAAAUGUGGCGUUUUUUGUAUUUUUAACUAUUCAUAUUUUGAUUCUAAAAGCCAAACUGUUAAAGCUAUUUUAGAGUAUAUAUAUAUUUUGUACAUUAAUAUAUCAGAAUGAUGUCUAUUAUCACCUAUGUGUAUGUAUGUGUGCGCACACUCCUAAUGGAACGCUUCAUAGUUUUAACACUGGGAAAGGUUUUAAAAAGAUUUUUCACCCUUUCUGUCUCUGCAUCUUGAAAAAGGUUCUGUAUUUUGUAAAGUGCACAACAAUGUAAUUUAGAGUAGAAAAGGUGAAACGGCAAGUAAGUGUUUUAGAACAGCCACAGUCGUUUAAAGCUUUGCAAACACACCUGCAAAUAUUGAUUUUUGUCUUGCAUAAUGCAUUAGACAAUUUAAAAAUAUCUAGGGAAAUGGCAUUUUUGCACUGAAGUUUGACCAGCUUUUCCUUUCCGAUCACUCUUGUGGUACGACCCAAUGAAUGUCCAUUUUUUCCAGUGAGGCCUUUGUAUAUAAAGAAGCAGAGCUUUUACAGAAAUGUACACUUACAAAACAAAUGCUGGGUUAUUUUCAAACCAGCAUUGGGUUAAAUCGAGACAAAACUAGCAGUUGGGUUGUAAUUUAACCUUUGCUGGGUUGUUGGUAAACAUUUUCUGGGUUCAUUUAACCCAAUGGCUGGUUUUGUCCCUUUUUUUACUCAAUGCUGGGUUGAAAAUAACCCAGCAUUUUUUUAGAGUGUAUACUUCAUUAAGUGACAUGUUUGUUUUUACAUGUUUUAAAGCAUCAGUGUAGAAAUUGCAAAGUAAAUUUGGAUAGGAUUACAGUGUAAUGUGUUGGAUCUGUAAUAAUCUGCACUCUCAGAAAUAACGGUACAAAAGCCGUCACAGGACCGUUACCCUUUAAAAAAAGUACACUUAUGGAUGCAUAUAUUAGUACCUCAAAGGUACAUAUCUGUACCUAAAUGGUACAUAAUGGUACCUUCCAAGUGACAACUUCUGUACGUUUAUUUCUGACAGUGACACCUGUCUCAAACUACUAUCAAACACUAUGCUAUGUUUUGUUCUGUUCACACUUUUCAAAACUUGGACCCGGCUGGGCUUCCAGAAUCACCUCAGUCUAUAUUUUUUGUCAGAUCAGUGCCAUUUUCUUGCCAGCAAUUUUACAAUAAAAUCUGGUUGAAUGUUUUUGUAUGUCAUCAUGAUACACGUGUAUUAAAGCCUUCUGUACUAGGGGCUACCAUAUGAACUACUAAGUUAAAGGUGAAGUGUGAAUUUUCGGUGCCAAUACCAGCAAAUGGAACUGAAAAGGACAUCCCAAAUUCACGUCAUUUCAGUCAUGUAUGCUACAAAAAAACACUUUUUACACUUUUCAGGAUGAAUCAACCUACAAAUGGUGAAAAACACUGAAAAAGGUGAAAUGAAAAACACUUUAAAUUGAUUUUCUGUGUCAUCCAAACUACAAAAAGACACAGAGGUUUGAGAUUCAAAUAAUUAUGUAUUUUCUUUUCCAGCAGUAAAAUUGUCAGAUUCUCUA